Molecule: messenger RNA, 855 nt
Organism: Fragaria vesca subsp. vesca
Lineage: Eukaryota; Viridiplantae; Streptophyta; Magnoliopsida; Rosales; Rosaceae
Exons: 2
Coding region: 1-855 (284 amino acids)
Source: RefSeq, a predicted model, not a curated record
AUGCCCUUUGGCCUCAAGAACGCGGGAGCAACAUAUCAGAGGCUAGUCAAUGCCAUGUUUGAAGAGGAAAUUGGGGAAGUCAUGGAAGUCUACGUGGAUGACAUGUUGGUCAAGAGCAAAACGAAUGAUGGCCACAUUGCCAACUUAGACAAGGUUUUCACGAAACUUUUGGCUCAUGGGAUGCGCCUCAACCCACAAAAGUGUAUCUUAGCUGUUGGUGGAGGAAAUUUUUUGGGAGUCCCUCUCCUCUCCAAGCCUAUCCUAGGAGAAGUGCUUUACUUGUAUUUGGUUGUUUCCGCCACGGCCAUCAGCGCUGCUCUCACGCGACAUGAACAUAAUAAUGAGCUCCCUGUAUAUUACUAUGGUAGAGGGUUUGCGGAUCCCGAGACCCGCUACCCUAACAUUGAGAAACUGGCCCUAGCUCUCAUCACUACAGCACGGAAGCUCCGGCAAUAUUUUCAAGCUCACACAAUCCAUGUCCUAACCAAUCAUCCCUUGCGCCAAAUACUACAAAAGCCUGAAACUUCAGGACGCAUGGUCAAAUGGGCAAUUGAACUAGGAGAGUUUGACAUACAUUUCAAGCCAAGAACAGCAAUAAAAGGACAGGCAGCUGCAGAUUUCAUUGCUGAGUUCAUUCCCCUGGAUCAUGGCAACCCAAAUGACGACGCCCCCCCCAGGGACUCUAUCUGGGAACUCCAUGUUGAUGGAUCCUCAAACAACAGGCUCAAUGGAGCAAGAAUAAUCAUCACAGACCUAGAGGGACAUUCAUAUGAGUAUGCUCUCCGGUUUGAGUUCAAAGAAUCCAACAACAUAGCUGAAUACGAGGCUCUCGUAGCUGGCAUUCAACUCUGUUGA